ACACGCAAUUCACACGUCCUUUUUUCCUCACCAAACCUUUUAUAUAUUUUGGAAUUCAAUCAAGCUUGAGCUUUCGAUCCUGCAUACCACUGCACCAGUUAAACCUAAAGAUACAAUACGAGAGGCGCCAUGGAUGUUUACUACUUUUACUCUUACGGGACGGCUGCAUGGCUGGCAACGCAAGCCGCGCCGCUCAUUGCGUCACCUACGAUGAUUGUAGCUUUGUUGUCGCCUGAGGUGCGCGAAGCGACUACUCUUGAAGUCUACUUCUCCCGCUCCCUGGGCUUCACGCUCAUCGCAUUGGGCAUCCUGACCGUGUUACUUACGGGUUCUGUCCCACUCUCGAGUCGCUUGUCCGAAGGCGCCACGACCUCUGCCGAAGACCCAAAAGCUCCAUACGCCCUCCCUACACUCACCAUAACGGCCAUGUUCCACGCCAUUUACGCCUUCUAUGGCUACGCAAUGUGGACUAAGACGGGCGUCAUGUCCUUCAGCUUCGGCACGCUGGGCUCGGGUUUCCUGGCCAUGGUAGCGCUGUGGUGUAUCUUGUUUGCUAGUAGCAAUGGAAGGAUUAGCAGGAAGACUGGUGCAGACAAGAGGACAAGUGGGUUUCCGUUUAAGAACGCCGAGGCGGACAAGAGGAAGGGUAAAUAAAUGAGAGAGAUGCUAGGAAGGAGAGAGACGUGAGCUGAUGUUGAAAAACACGCGGGCCGACAGAAUGGACCAUGGUCAUGACCGGAGCAAGUGUGCACCGGAUCGAUCCACGCAACAAAUAGCAUGGCUGCUCGAAACUUUUUUGGUAGUUUGCGGAGCACAACCCCUGGAUGAAGCAAGUGUACACUAUGGAAAGCAUAUAACGAAUUGGUAUCUUUUCCCUU
Molecule: messenger RNA, 878 nt
Organism: Pyrenophora tritici-repentis Pt-1C-BFP
Lineage: Eukaryota; Fungi; Ascomycota; Dothideomycetes; Pleosporales; Pleosporaceae
Source: RefSeq, a predicted model, not a curated record